This is a messenger RNA of Bombus pyrosoma, 1379 nucleotides long. Its product is annotated as p21-activated protein kinase-interacting protein 1-like. The record is from RefSeq and is a predicted model, not a curated record. NCBI's taxonomy places the organism in Eukaryota, Metazoa, Arthropoda, Insecta, Hymenoptera, Apidae. The transcript has 3 exons. Gene Ontology annotation, molecular function: protein binding. Bases 274 to 1194 code for a protein of 306 amino acids.
CAGUAUUUAGCAUCAUGGUGCAGUACUAAUCCGGGAACAACCAGAUCAUAGUGUGAUUACUCUCAUUUCCUCUUUCUUAUUCCCUACAACUACAAGUACAACUACAAUUUUGUUAUCAUCAGCAACAGAAAUUGUAACAAACGUCAAUUAUGUAUGUAUGUAUGUACCUAUCAAACCAGUUUGCGAAUGUACAUAUUUACAUACAUUCCAAUUAAUUCGAUUCCACGAAUAAAGUAGUCCAGUUUGUACGUAUCAUUUUGUUUGAAUUCCAACAUGCCGGAUCUAUUCGAAAUAAUCGUAGGGACAUACGAAGAGUAUUUACUCGGUUACAAAAUAAGCAAUACUGAUAACGAAUACAACAUAGUAAAAAGUUUCGCAACACAUAGCCAUGUCAGUAGCAUACGUAGCGUUGCGAGUAACAAAAAUAUUUUAGCAUCUGGUGGAGCUGAUGAUUCUGUUUAUUUAUACGAUUUACAUAACAGAGUAGAAUUUGGUAGAUUAAUGCACCAUAAUGAUACCGUCAAUUGCAUUGCGUUUACUCCUGAUACAUCUCAUCUGUUUUCGUGCAGUAGCGACGGAACCAUAGCUGCAAUUCGAUGUGGAAAUUGGCAAACAGAAAAACAUUGGCAAAAAUCGCAUAAGGGUUCAGCUGUUAAUACUUUGGCUAUUCACCCAACAGGAAAAAUAGCACUGUCUACUGGAGCAGAUGGAAUUCUGCGAACUUGGAAUCUAGUUAAAGGAAGACAAGCAUAUGCCACAAAUCUAGUCCCAAGAUUGAGAUCAGAUGCUAGAAAUGUAAACGUUCUUAAAUGGAGUCCUAAUGGCGAAAAGUAUUUAUUAGCUGUAAAUCAGAGAAUAGACGUAUAUUCCGUAAAAUCAGCGGGGAUCGAUAAUGAAUUAAAAUUCGACUCAAAAAUUAUUUGCGUAGAAUUUUUGAAUGAUGAUUUAAUUGCCGCUGGUUUGGAAAAUGGUCAAAUCAAGUUUUUUGAUCUUGAAAAAUCUGUGGAAAUUGUAGAAGUAGUUGCACAUGAUAAACGAGUGAAAUGUAUGGCUUUUAAAGAUAAUUUGUUAGUUACAGCUUCGAGUAAUGGGGAAAUUAAACUAUGGAGGUAUCGCAGACGCAGAUUAGAUAUGUUGCAAAAAGUUAAUUGCGGUGCUAGAAUUACCUGUUUAUCUCUUGCAAUGUUGUGUUAGAAUUAGUGUUCAACACUAAACCUACCACUUCGUGUAACACUUUGUGACCGAGUCCGGUCAAAGUGUUUAUGAAAAGUCAGAAAUUAUGAAGCGAUAUGAUAACAUUUAAAUAUGCUUAAAUUUGUGUAGAAGUUUGAAAAUGGUCAAUUUGACCAGCAGUGGUAAAUUUAGUGUUAAGUUAAAUA